Molecule: messenger RNA, 1466 nt
Organism: Cephus cinctus (wheat stem sawfly)
Lineage: Eukaryota; Metazoa; Arthropoda; Insecta; Hymenoptera; Cephidae
Exons: 6
Coding region: 734-1330 (198 amino acids)
Source: RefSeq, a predicted model, not a curated record
UUCUGUAAAUCUCACCCUGAUAAAAAUAAUGCAAAUUUUUAUCGCUAUCAAAUUGUCCUGUCCUUGAAGGGAUAUUCCUGUACCUACUUGGACCGCCUGAGAGAUAUGAAAAAAAUCUCUGUGCAGAGAGAUGUAGAUUGGAGAAAAUGACGUGAGAGAAAGAAAAGAGAGAAGAUUGGAGAGAAGGAGUCUGGAGCCAAGCUGGCUGCAGACGAAGGCAGACGAAGGGGCUCGUCAUCGGCAUAGCAGAUUGGUAGGCGGUGGGGACUCCAAGCUUAUAAGUCACUGCGGCCCCCUCCGUAGGCCAAUAGUCGCAAAACGGUGAAUGAAGUGUGCUUAAAAGGAUCGCUAAUAGUUCAUUCUCCUCUUACGCAAGAUCCAAAGAAUUCUCUCAUUCAUUCGAGUACGACGAUUAAGCCGGUUGUAGGAGAGAAUAACGCGAUAUCAUAUAUACUCCGCUUGUUCACAGUCGGACAAAGUAAAAGACACGGCGGAAGAAUAUAAAAGAAAAAUAUCUAUAAAGUAUAGGAAGAAUCGUCAGGGUCGAUUGGUACUGCCGGAAGUCAAAGCACAGCAGUGAUGCCUUAAGAGAGAAGCGUGAAGAUCUUUGAUACGCCGAAUAAGCAAUCUUAAUCAAUUAUUAAUUUUCAAUCCGCUUACAUUAAUAACCACCUGAUCCACGAGGCUCAACUGAAUUCAACAAUUGUCUAACAACCGAAAAUAUUAAGUCACGAUGAGCCGCGACAAGAUUGCUAGGAUUCAAGACGUGUACGACACCAGGCCAUUGUUAAACGAAAUGUCAAGUAACAACAACAGCACCAGCAGGACGGGCUUAUGGCUUCUGUUAAUCCUGGUUUCGUGCGUCCUGGGCAAUCAUGUAGUGCGUGCCGAACCGGAACCGGAAUCAUCCGGAAUGUUCUACAGCGACGCGCUUAGUGACGACAUGGAGAGUCAAAUCCUGUUAAAGAGGUUAAGGCAGGUGAUCGAUCGGAAACACGAGGUAAUCGACCAGGAACGCGAACUAACGGCCGAGCAGAUUACUCUCCAGGCUAUACUCGAAGCUAAGGAAAGAGAUCAGAGGAUCAAUCAAGGAUUUCAAAGAGAUUUCUUGAACGAGGAUGCUGAGGCACUUCCGGUUCCUAGUGCCAUCGUUCACUCCCCCAUUCAUUCUGGCAAACGAACUAGCUACAUGGCCCUCUGUCACUUCAAGAUUUGUAACAUGGGACGCAAGCGGCAGUUGCUUUCCGAGAUUCGGGCGAAGAGUUUGCCGCUGAGCCCGUGGCUGUCACUCAGAUCUCGAACCACGGCGAUUCAGCUGCCACGUCCAUAGACUAACAGUUAACAAGCCACCAACCAUCACUAACAAGAACCAGAAUCAGAAAAACCACCAGCAAGAACAAUAACAACCACGAACGGCAUCCUUUUAGCGAAUUGGACGUCGAGAGUUGAUUUUUUUUUUUUUUUUU